CCACAUGCCGCCCUGCCUGAAAAGGCUGCGAGGCGCCGGCGGGGAGCGAGAGGAGGUGCAGACGGCGCCCCAGCCCGCACCGCCGCCGCGCCCCGGGGGAUGCCGAGGCGCCGGCCCCGCGGGUCGCCCUAAGGGAGAGGAGCUUCUCCGGCACCGCCCGCCCCGCAGCCCCCUCCCGGGGAAGGCCGCCGCCCCGCGCUGAGCCCCACGCCGGAGCCGAUCGCCAGUGGGGCGCCCACGCCGGGCGCGGCGCGCCCGGGGUAGGGAGGCGAAGCCCGGCCCCGCCGCCUCGGGUGUUGGUUCUGUUGGUUCUGGUUUUAAUUCCUUCCGAAGGAUGGAUACGUUUCUUCUCGCGUGGGGAUUUCUAGGGCUGUGCUUGCGCGGCUCCGGAGGCACCGCGGAGACAGCUCAGCCAUGUGGGGGCCGCCUGAACUCCAAGGAUGCUGGGUACAUCACCUCUCCGGGGUACCCCAAUGACUACCCCUCCCACCAGAACUGUGAGUGGGUCAUCUAUGCCCCUGAACCCAACCAGAAGAUUAUCCUCAACUUCAACCCUCACUUUGAAAUUGAAAAACACGACUGCAAGUACGACUACAUCGAGAUCCGAGACGGGGACAGUGAAGCAGCAGACCUGCUGGGCAAGCACUGUGGGAACAUAGCACCUCCUACUAUUAUCUCUUCUGGUCCUUCUCUCUAUAUCAAGUUCACCUCUGACUACGCACGGCAAGGUGCCGGCUUCUCCCUGCGCUACGAGAUCUACAAGACAGGCUCUGAGGACUGCUCCAGAAACUUCACCUCCUCCAACGGCACAAUUGAGUCUCCAGGUUUCCCUGACAAGUAUCCACACAACCUUGACUGCGUCUUCACCAUCAUAGCCAAGCCAAAGACAGAAAUCCUCCUCCACUUUCUGCUCUUUGACCUUGAGCAUGACCCACUGCAGGCAGGGGAAGGAGACUGCAAGUAUGACUGGCUGGACAUCUGGGAUGGCAUCCCUCAGGUUGGCCCCUUGAUAGGCAGGUACUGCGGCACUAAGAUGCCAUCAGACAUCCGCUCCACCACCGGCGUCCUCUCCCUCACCUUCCAUACGGAUCUGGCAGUGGCUAAGGAUGGUUUCUCUGCUCAGUACUACUUGAUCCAGCAGGAAGUCCCAGAAAACUUCCAGUGCAACAUGCCACUGGGGAUGGAGUCUGGCAGGAUCUCCAACAUGCAGAUCAGUGCCUCCUCCACCUACUCAGAUGGGCGAUGGACCCCUCAACAGAGCCGGCUUAACAGUGAUGACAAUGGCUGGACCCCUAAUGUAGACAGCAACAAAGAGUACCUCCAGGUGGACCUCCACUUCCUGACUGUGCUCACAGCCAUUGCCACACAGGGUGCCAUCUCUAGAGAAACCCAGAAUGGUUAUUAUGUCCGUACCUACAAGCUGGAGGUCAGCACCAAUGGCGAGGACUGGAUGAUGUACCGACAUGGGAAAAACCACAAGACAUUUCAGGCCAAUGAGGAUGCCACGGAAGUGGUUCUCAACAAGAUCCACAGCCCGGUGCUCACACGCUUUGUGCGCAUCCGUCCCCAGAGCUGGCACAACGGCAUCGCCCUGAGGCUGGAGUUGUAUGGCUGCCGCAUCACCGAUUCACCCUGCUCCAACUUGCUGGGAAUGCUCUCCGGCCUCAUCCCUGACUCUCAGAUCUCAGCCUCUUCGACCAGAGGCUAUGACUGGUCUCCCAGCAUGGCCCGCCUGGUGAGCAGCCGCUCGGGCUGGUUUCCCCGUGUCCCCCAAGCCCAGCCCGGGGAGGAGUGGCUGCAGGUGGACCUUGGCGUUCCGAAGAACGUCAGAGGCGUCAUUAUCCAGGGGGCUCGUGGAGGGGAUAGUGUGACAACCACAGAGUCCCGCUCCUUUGUGAAGAAGUUUAAGGUGGCUUACAGCAUGAAUGGGAAGGACUGGGACUUCAUCCAGGACCCCAAAACAAUGCAAGCCAAGCUUUUUGAAGGCAACAUCCACUACGAUAUCCCUGAAGUCCGGAGGUUUGACCCUGUUCCUGCACAGUACAUCCGAGUGUACCCAGAGAGGUGGUCCCCAGCAGGAAUAGGAAUGCGCCUGGAGGUGCUGGGCUGCGACUGGACAGAUGUAAAGCCCACAGCAGAGACGCUGGUGCCCACUUUGAAGAGUGAAGAGACCACCACCCCAUAUCCAACUUAUGAAGAAGCAACCGAGUGUGGUGAUAGCUGUGGAGAAGAGGAGGAUUUCCACCUUCCUGCAAACUUCAACUGCAACUUUGACCUCCCUGAAGACCUCUGUGGUUGGUCACACGACUUGGCAACGGGUUAUACGUGGUCUUUACAGCCUACAAACACCUGGACUGGCAACUCUGAACCAAGCCCUGAGACUGUGCCUGAUGGCAAGAAUUACCUGCAGCUGCAGAGCAGUGGAAGGAGGGAAAGCCUGCGAGCCCGGAUCGUCAGCCCCGCCAUCUACCUGCCCCGGAGUGCUGUCUGCAUGGUCUUCCAGUACCAGGCAUGGGGCAGCAACGGAGUGAUGCUACGGGUCUGGCGGGAAGCCAGCCAGGAGCACAAGGCACUGUGGGUCAUCAUGGAGGACCAAGGGGAGGAGUGGAGGGAAGGCCGCAUCAUCUUGCCGAGCUAUGACAUGGAGUACCGGAUCGUGUUUGAGGGAUUUAUACGCAACGGCUACUCGGGAGAGCUCGCCCUCGAUGACAUCAGGAUAGGCACCGACAUCCCGCUGGAGAACUGCAUGGAACCCAUCACAGCUUUCCCAGGUGAGAACUUCUACUUUCCAGUAAACUUCCCAAGAAUGGAGGAUGACUUUCCGAUCUCUGAGCAAGACUUUGAAGACAACGAUGAUUCAGAUUACUUUGGAUCGGAUAGGAACGACACACUGUUCUCUACUAACUCUCCAGGAACCCCAAAGCUGGACAAAGAAAAAAGCUGGCUGUACACCCUGGAUCCCAUCCUGGUGACCAUCAUAGCAAUGAGCUCCCUUGGCGUCCUCCUCGGGGCCAUCUGCGCUGGUCUGCUUCUCUACUGCACGUGCUCGUAUGCCGGGCUGUCCUCGCGGAGCUCCACCACGCUGGAGAACUACAACUUCGAGCUGUACGAUGGCAUCAAGCACAAAGUCAAGAUGAACCACCAGAAGUGCUGUUCGGAGGCCUGAUGGGUGUCCUGGGAAUCACCCUCAGCAUUGUGCCCGGUGAGGUGGGCUGGCAGGGGGGUACUUUAUUUGCUGUUUUCCAUGGGAACUGAAUGCCAUAAUGGGGAAUGAGAAGUGCGGGAGGAGUGAGGGGAGGCGCUGCUCCUGCCACCAGGUCCCACUGGUGGGUCACGCUCCGCCAGGACCAAGCGGGUUUUUCCGCAACCUGGACUGUGCUGGGCGAGGGGGAACCGAGACCCUUGUUUAUUGGUUCAUCUUCAUUUUCUGCUGAUGCGAGUGGCUGGGUUGUGGCAAAGGAGACUGGUUUACCUUUUGGAUGUUAAAACUAAAUGUUGAUUGUUAUUUUCCACCUCCUUUCUCUGGUGAGUUGCUGAGAAGGCUGAGGGAUUUCUUUAGAAAUAACACACACACACGGAGACCCUGUCCAUUUUAGAUCCCAUCCAGAUAUCGUUUUGGCUGUAGGGAUUUGUGCAUUUCACACUAAGUCCAGAAAGCUGCAGUUUCCAGUCCUGAAAAUGGAAGCGUGCUGUUACCUCCAACCUUCCUUCUCCUGGUAGGGUGGAAAGGUGUGAUACUGGCUUUAGUGUCAGUGGUAGCAACAGUGCUUCCCAAAAUCAUUAAGAAACAAAAUAGAAAGGAAACCCUAUGUGUAGAAGCACCUCUUUGAGAGAAGCUGAAGAGCCUUAAAGCGAUUUGCGAAUAAGAGCCGUUUAUUAAAUCCAGAUCUUGGACUGCAACAGCUGAGGCCUUCAUCAGGAAGGCCUUUCUUUGAAUCUCCCACCCAUCUCAAUCCUGCCCUUCUUCUUUUUGCUAUAAUGCAAAAGUUGCAGCAAACAAAAAGUAAAGCCUGUCAGGCUGCCGGCGCUCAGGCAAUGGCUUUGGGAAGGGGGCUUCACUCUUGGUUUGACUUGGGGCAUGGUGCUGAGGCCUCUCCAAAGUGCCAGGGAGGGAAAAUGAACAGGGGAGGAGGCUGGAGCCGUGGCCAUGUCCCUGGGAACCCACUCAUGGCACCCACCACCCUGCCCUUCACUGGCCCUCUCUCUUUCACAGUGCUCCCCUUCUUUAUGGAGCUGGGGAGCACAAGCUGGCACUGUCGGCACUGGUGGACCAAACGGCUGCCGCCGUAUCCCUUCGGAGCAAAGCUGCGCUGUUCCCGAUCAGUAGCAAAAACCUGAAGUUUUAUUUAUGAUGAGCUGUGUUUUGUUUUACUUUGAACAAGUGCCUUAGAAGAAGUAUUUUUCCUCCAUCUGAUGAUCAGUGCUGUAUCAAACAACAAGUGAGGCCUUCAUCCUUCCCUGGCAAAACACUCUUCAACACUCUCUACCUUGUAGAGCCUGGGAGAAGUCUGGUCCUUCUGCUUUCAAGUGGUCUGGCUACAUUGUCUGGCAGCUGAUACCUCUCCACUUACCACUGUGCCGUGGGAGAGGAGUGUUAUGAAAACAAUUUAAUGGAGAAACAAGAAUUCAAGUGCUGGGCCCCAAACCAAUGCCUUCUUUUCCAAUUCGGCACAGAUUGAUUGUCCCUAUCAGCUUGCACAUAUAUAAGCAGGAAAGCUUCCCAACACGUUGUGCUUGCUUUUCCAGAGCACUUUGGAAAUACCUGACGUGUCCUGAUUUUACAUUUUGCCUAGCAAAUAGUUUGGGGAUGGAUUUUUUUCGCCUCACUAACCACAGAACGCCAAAGGUGUGAUGUGCUGUGAAGCUCAGUUGGCACAGCGCCUGCAAACACAUCCUGCAGGAGGCCAGGUGUUUGGGGAGAUGAGGAGAUGAGCACGGACAGUGCCACAGCUGCUCCUCAGUGUGGUGGGAACGGGAACAUUUAUCUAGUGUUUCAUGGAAAGCUCCAUCUGACAGUAAGGUUGGGGGGGGGGAAGGGGAAGACUUCUCCACUAUGAGAAAGAUGUCUGGGUUACUGGGGAAGCUGAUACCAGCAGCUGUGUCAUCAAGACAUCCACAGUUCAUACACAGACAUGCAGGGACGGGCAGACACAAAGGCCUUCACUUUUUUAAUUUACACUGUGUGCCCAACAGAAACAGCAGUAAAUGUAUCUCAGAUUCUCCUUUCCAGUCACUGUAUUUCUUUUGGCGUUCUUCGUGGACAAAUUCCACAGGGGUGUUAUUUUACCACACAGAAGAAACAGGCAGUAAGAGGGAAUGUACCAGACCAUUUCAAAGCUGGAUUGCUGCUGCUGAAUGAUUUUUAUCCCCUUCAAAUCGCAGGAGAGGGGAAGGAUGAAUGGAAAAAGACCAUACAGUAGAAAAGUUGACUUAGGCAAACAAUAGGUGAAAAUAUAUAAAUUAAAAAGGUGACGUUAUGGUGUCUAGUAGGCGUACAGAGAAAAGAGUUCAUGUAUACAUAUAUUCAGAAAUAGUGUGUUUGCACACGCACGUGAAUUCUCUGUAUCGUGUAUGUGACUUAUUCCGUGGGACUGACUCGUGUUAAUAUAUCUCUUGAUCUGGGGCAGGAGAGUACUGCUGAUCUUGGCACUAACUUGGGCCCAGCAAAGCGCCUGCCCCGUGCGUCCUGCUUGCCCCUUCCCGACGGGGCAGGACCCACGUGCGUGCGCUUGCCAGGCAGGAGCAGGCCGAUAAUGCUGCAAAGCCGAUACCUCACUUACCUCUGCUGGGUGCUUUACUGUUCUACAGAAAACUGUGUUUGAUUGUAACUUCAACAGGGGAAAGAAAAGUCGUCAGUGCAUUUGAUUCAUUGCAUCCUCCUCUGCAAAUAGAUUAGGAUUUCCGAUCACAAUUCCCUCUGUGAAAUUCAGAAAAGAGAGAAAAAAUUGGUGUUAAUGCCUUCACUGAAAUGAGCUGUUGCCUCCAUGCUCUUCCCGUGGUGAGGACGUGUUGCUAACGGGCGGGAUGUAGUGCCGGAUGAUUUCAUUCUGUGGGAAGGUGCCGGGGCUGAGCAUGGGAAUUAAAGCAUUAAGAAAUUAUAUGCAGAAAUGGAACUUCUCCAAGGUUUGCAGUUCAAGGUGUUUGACCAUUCACUGGCUGAGCCAGGACUUACGGACUUAAAAGAGCUUUUACUGUGAUUCUUCGGUGUAAAAAAAAAUACAAACAAAAAAAAGAAAAAAAAAAGAAAAAAUCAAACUGUGUUUAUAUGAUUUGUAUAAAAACCUUUUAAAAUUACUAUUUAAUAAACAUUAUGGUAGAGAUUA
This is a messenger RNA of Neopsephotus bourkii (Bourke's parrot), 6323 nucleotides long. RefSeq names its product neuropilin 2 (gene NRP2). The transcript has 17 exons. Gene Ontology annotation, cellular component: membrane. Lineage: Eukaryota; Metazoa; Chordata; Aves; Psittaciformes; Psittacidae. The coding region runs from base 335 to 3166 and encodes 943 amino acids. The record is from RefSeq and is a predicted model, not a curated record. Gene Ontology annotation, biological process: vascular endothelial growth factor signaling pathway; axon guidance; angiogenesis. Gene Ontology annotation, molecular function: semaphorin receptor activity; vascular endothelial growth factor receptor activity.